GCCGGAUCAUAUCAAUUUACCGAGAGAUUGGACUAAGUGGAAUUGGGAGAGAACAAGAAAAAAACUAGCUUUAAGCAGAGCUCGGGUUGCAGUGAUUUAUGGAUAAUAAAACAAUGGCCAACUUGACUGUUCAUCCUUCACCAGAAUCUGCCGUGUGGUUCCUCGGGAUAGUAGUACUUUUAUUGGUUUCAUGUCUAAUUUGCAAUACCACAAUCUUGGUCGUAUUUGUAGCGGAGAAGUCUUUUCGAAAUCGGGCGAAUAUGUUAGUCGGAAGUCUCGCAUGUUCGGAUCUCGUGGUUGGCAUGGUUUCAAUUCCUUUGUGGAUAGCAAACUCGACGACUGAAGUAGAUCUCCACUACUACCAUUAUAGCGUCGAUAUCCUGUGCUGCUCCGCGUCUAUCUUCAACUGUGCCCUACUGAGCAUGGAAAGGGCAUUGAAGAUCACUCUUCCUUACUGGUACGCGAACAAUGUUAAUUCGGUCAGGAUAAAAAUCGCUAUUCUCGUCUCGUGGAUUGGAGCAGUCUUUGUUGGGGGCCUGUCUUUAGCAAGAGGGACAGACCGAAAUAAUAUUCCCUACAUAAUAUUUCUAUCCGUCAUAAUCUACAUUUUGCCUGUCAUAGUAAUGUUUGCAUCCAAUAUUAGCAUAUUCAUCGUAGCAUACAAGCAUGCGAAAAGCAUACGGAAGCAGAAGUGUCGGCUUACAUGCAAGGCGACUCGCAUGAAAGUGUCCGAGUCUAAAACAUCUUUGCGUCUCAGCGUCAUUAGUAUCGCGUAUGUAAUAUGUUGGACUCCGGUAUUUGUCAAGGUAUGGGGAAAAAUACUUUUACCAGACGGAACACCAUCGUAUUUUAAUGUUACGGCAGUGACGUUAACGCACGUCAAUGCUGUUGUAAAUCCAUUUCUGUACGCUCUUCUUAAUCCACUGUUCAGAAAAGCAAUAGGUAAGUUGUAUCGGAAAAGCAAAGGUUUCGAUCGUAAACGUGAAUCUAAACGACGAAACGACGUCUCUGCUGUUCAUACAAACCACAAAAACGGUAAUGUCACCCGCAAAGCCACGCACUGUUCUCCGAAGACAAAUCGGCAAAAAUCGCCAUGCAUCCAUUCCGACUUGUGGAAAGAUCGAAACGACGUCUCUGCUGUUCAUACAAACCACAAAAACGGCAAUGUCGCCUGUGAAGCCACGCACUGUUCUCCGAAGAGAAAUCGGCCCACAUCGCCAUGCAUCCAUUCCGACUUAUGGAAAGAUCGUUUGGACGCUAAAAAUAUGAUCAUCAAUAGCGACAAUAAAAACAGUUAUGGUUUGUGUGAAACAAACUUGUACGCAGCAGACUAUCGUACAACCACAGUGUAAUUAAAAACAUAAAUACAGUAUAGAGGGCCUUAAAAUCUGUCUCUUAUUUAUUUGCAAUCGUAUCUUCAUAUGUGGUGAUUCACCGUUUGUUUAUAUAAUGGUUAGAAUGUAAACUAAUUUGUCAAUUGCUGGAAAUAUAGAGAUAUUUCUGCCUGCUUAUUACACAUUACGCAUGCAGGCUAGAGUACAUUCGUGUUGUAUCUGUUAGGUCUCGAUGCUAGGGUUUAGAACCGGAAAUAUUGAAUGUUGAUGAAGAGACGAAAAGGCAUGAGAUAUGAUAUAUGAUAUAGGAGCUUAAAACAAAU
Messenger RNA from Dendronephthya gigantea, 1657 nucleotides. RefSeq names its product 5-hydroxytryptamine receptor-like. Gene Ontology annotation, molecular function: G protein-coupled serotonin receptor activity; neurotransmitter receptor activity. Gene Ontology annotation, biological process: chemical synaptic transmission; G protein-coupled receptor signaling pathway, coupled to cyclic nucleotide second messenger. The record is from RefSeq and is a predicted model, not a curated record. The transcript has 2 exons. NCBI's taxonomy places the organism in Eukaryota, Metazoa, Cnidaria, Anthozoa, Malacalcyonacea, Nephtheidae. The coding region runs from base 99 to 1352 and encodes 417 amino acids. Gene Ontology annotation, cellular component: membrane; dendrite.